AGUCAAACAAAAAACGUUGAAAAACUGUCCACUACUGCCAGAUCCCAGAUUUUCCGAAGACAAACCCGGUGUUCUCCCAUCGAAGAACAAUGAUCUGCUGAAAAUACUCAUUAUCACCUUCACCGGGUGCCCUCAGAUGUCAACAAGACUCUUACGAGCCAGGAACAGCCAGUAGGUCACCUUGUGUAUCAACAAAUUAACCUAAAAGUGAACAAAACAGUGGUGAUGAGUGGGGCACAGCCAACUCUGAAUGAGAUGGAAGUUGAUGAGAAUAAUGCUGGUGUUGUUGAUGCUCCGAUGGAGGUUGCUGCAUUCGUGGAGAAGCCCUCGACGUCAGCUGGCUCGGGGAGCCACACGUGCAGGGUCAUGGCAUCCUCAGGGACUGUCGGCUCUGUCUCCAUCAGUCUUCAUCCCCUCGUUAUCAUGAAUAUCAGCGAACACUGGACAAGACUGAGGGCUCAGGAGGGCAGUGAUCAACUAGUCUAUGGAGCCCUUAUUGGAAAGCAAAAGGGUCGUAAUAUCGAGAUCAUGAACUCCUUCGAGCUCCUCUUCACGGUGAUCGAGGGUGACGUUUUCAUCGACAAGGACUACUACAACACGAAGGAGGAGCAGUUCAAGCAGGUGUUCAGUGAGAUGGAUUUUCUCGGGUGGUACACGACUGGUGAUCAGGCAAAUGAGAGAGACAUCAGUGUCCACAAGCAGCUGUGUGUCAUCAACGAGAGUCCAGUCCUCCUGAAGUUGGAUCCCAGGCCUAGAAACACCGACCAAUUGUCAGUGUCCAUGUACGAGUCUGUUAUUGACCUUGUCAAUGGUGAAGCGACGAUGCUGUUCGUCCCAUUGACGUACACCCUAGCCACAGAAGAGGCUGAGAGAAUUGGAGUUGAUCAUGUCGCGAGAAUGUGCACGAAUGAUCAGGGAGAGAGUUCAUUAGUUGUUGAACACCUCAUGGCGCAGCACAGUGCCAUUAAAAUGCUUCAUUCACGUGUCAAACUCAUCCUGAUGUACCUCCAGGCGGUUGAGUCAGGCGAACUGACGCCCAAUCAUGAGAUUUUGAGAGCAGCAAGGUCACUGGCACAUCAUCUGCCUGUUUUGAACAGUGACAAGUUCAAAGCUGAUUUUUACAACCAAUGCAAUGACUUUGGUCUCAUUACCUACCUCGGAAUAAUAACCAAAGGGUGCAACGAUAUGAAUCAAUUCGUUAACAAAUUCAAUUUUCUGUACGAGAGAGCUGGCAUUGGUCCUGGACACACGAGACGCAUUCGAAAUUUGUUCUUUUAAUUUGGAAAUUUAGUAUCGUAUCAAAGGAAAUUUAUGAAGAAUGGAAACACCUCUGUAAUAACUGAUAAGCUUAAGAUAAUUUGAAUUAAAGUAAUUUAGAUAAAAAGAA
Messenger RNA from Diachasmimorpha longicaudata, 1387 nucleotides. It is a transcript of the gene CSN6, whose product is annotated as COP9 signalosome complex subunit 6. NCBI's taxonomy places the organism in Eukaryota, Metazoa, Arthropoda, Insecta, Hymenoptera, Braconidae. Gene Ontology annotation, molecular function: metallopeptidase activity; protein binding. Gene Ontology annotation, biological process: protein deneddylation. The transcript is spliced from 5 exons. Gene Ontology annotation, cellular component: COP9 signalosome. The record is from RefSeq and is a predicted model, not a curated record. Bases 226 to 1278 code for a protein of 350 amino acids.